Lindgomyces ingoldianus is the source of this 1006-nucleotide messenger RNA. RefSeq lists its product as uncharacterized. Bases 76 to 897 code for a protein of 273 amino acids. The transcript is spliced from 2 exons. The record is from RefSeq and is a predicted model, not a curated record. Lineage: Eukaryota; Fungi; Ascomycota; Dothideomycetes; Pleosporales; Lindgomycetaceae.
UAAUACUUGUAGUUCGUUACCAUCGAAUCCCAACCAUUACACCACUCUCCACAAACUUGUGACUUCUUUUCCUCCAUGGGGUCCAAACUUCGCGCACAACCUUCUUAUCAUCCAGGUCUCUCUGCUCACAUAGUGGGUUGGUACUCUUUCCUCGCAUCUGCUAUCAUCACGGGAAUAUUAAGUUUCUUCGUCGAUGCACUCCGACGUGAAGCAAUGUCAGUUCCAUGGCCAAUCUUGCUGGUAAUGUCAGCAUCUUGCUUGAACAUCAUCAGUGUCUUCGUAUCCUCCGUUAUCCGAGUGUGUCUUCCCAGAUCACCAAUUUUGGCGCUCACAUUCCAUAUACCCGUCGCCAUCCUUUGGGUUGUUACAGUUGCGCUACUUGGGGAAGAGCUCGGGGAUCAUCUAUCCAAUAGCUGUCCAUCGCAAGAUACGUUUGGGCACGACCUGGCUUUAGUUUGCAAUCUCUUCAAAGCCUUAUUCGGUUUCUCCGUUACUUGCGCUGCCAGCUCAGUCCUAGUUGUCGUACUUGACAUUGUUGCUUGGAAACGUAUAAAGAAUAUGGGGAAGUACACCACUGUUGGCGCUCACACUAUUGGAAUGUAUCCACCCACGAAAAGCAGUCGGAAGAAGAAGUUGGGGAUGCUUGCAGGCAUGUUGAGAUCAAGGAAAGGGAACAUGCAAGAAGAUGAGAGGAGCGUCAUGAUGACAUCGAUGGAGGCGUUGGACAAAGAUGACACGCUGAAGCCACAGCAGGAGCUUCACAUGACUGCUGGAGAGCCAAUGCGAUCCCCUGCUCAGUCACCGGAUUUCGGUCCAAGAGAACGAUUUCGAGUUGAGGGGGUUGGACACCAGUUCAGCGGGCAGGACACAAGGUAUGAUCCGGGAAAGCCAAUGUAAGUAGGGCCAGUCAUAAAGUAGAGACUUCUGUUCUGGAGGUUGUGUUGUAGGGUGGGGUCGUGGAUGGUGCCAGAUGCUCAUAUAAAGCGGGGGGGAGGGCAUUACGGAG